AUGGCCUCAGACCACCAGACCCAAGCGGGCAAACAACAGCCCCUCAACCCCAAGAUCAUCAUCUUUGAGCAGGAGAAUUUCCAGGGCCACUCUCAUGAGCUCAGCGGGCCCUGCCCCAACCUGAAGGAGACUGGCGUGGAGAAGGCAGGCUCUGUCCUGGUGCAGGCUGGACCCUGGGUGGGCUACGAACAAGCCAACUGCAAGGGUGAGCAGUUUGUGUUCGAGAAGGGCGAGUAUCCCCGCUGGGACUCAUGGACCAGCAGCCGGAGGACGGACUCCCUCAGCUCCCUAAGGCCCAUCAAAGUGGACAGCCAAGAGCAUAAGAUCAUCCUCUAUGAGAACCCCAACUUCACAGGAAAGAAGAUGGAAAUUAUAGAUGAUGAUGUGCCCAGUUUCCAUGCCCAUGGAUACCAGGAGAAGGUGUCAUCAGUGCGGGUGCAGAGUGGCACGUGGGUCGGCUACCAGUACCCUGGCUAUCGCGGGCUCCAGUACCUGCUGGAGAAGGGAGACUACAAGGACAGCGGUGACUUUGGGGCUCCCCACCCCCAGGUGCAGUCCGUGCGCCGCAUUCGCGACAUGCAGUGGCACCAACGGGGCGCCUUCCACCCCUCCAACUAG
Molecule: messenger RNA, 618 nt
Organism: Mustela erminea (ermine)
Lineage: Eukaryota; Metazoa; Chordata; Mammalia; Carnivora; Mustelidae
Gene: CRYBB2
Product: crystallin beta B2
Exons: 5
Coding region: 1-618 (205 amino acids)
Biological process (GO): visual perception; lens development in camera-type eye
Molecular function (GO): structural constituent of eye lens
Source: RefSeq, a predicted model, not a curated record